Messenger RNA from Dryobates pubescens (Downy woodpecker), 2762 nucleotides. RefSeq names its product ring finger protein 34 (gene RNF34). The record is from RefSeq and is a predicted model, not a curated record. Bases 131 to 1192 code for a protein of 353 amino acids. Gene Ontology annotation, cellular component: cytoplasm; plasma membrane. Gene Ontology annotation, molecular function: ubiquitin protein ligase activity. NCBI's taxonomy places the organism in Eukaryota, Metazoa, Chordata, Aves, Piciformes, Picidae. Gene Ontology annotation, biological process: negative regulation of extrinsic apoptotic signaling pathway via death domain receptors; proteasome-mediated ubiquitin-dependent protein catabolic process; protein K48-linked ubiquitination. The transcript has 6 exons.
CCGUUGGACGCGGCGCAGGGUGGGGGCCCGGCGGGGCGGUUGGCGCCGGGGGUCGCCGCGGCGGACGGCGCCCGGUUGAGGCGGCGGCAGACGGCGCUGGAGCGCGGGUGGUGGCGGCGUUGAAGCGGCCAUGAAGGCGGGAGCUACUUCCAUGUGGGCUUCCUGCUGUGGGUUGCUGAAUGAAGUCAUGGGGACUGGAGCUGUCCGUGGCCAGCAGGCUGGUUUUGGGGGAGGAGCUGGCCCCUUCAGAUUCGCACCAAGUACAGACUUCUCAGCCUACCCAUCCACGGCUGCUGCGGGCACUAACAUAGUCUGCAAAGCCUGUGGGCUUUCCUUCUCGGUGUUCAGGAAAAAGCAUGUGUGUUGUGACUGCAAGAAGGAUUUCUGCUCAGUUUGUUCAGUCUUGCAAGAGAAUCUUAGAAGAUGUUCCACUUGUCACUUGCUGCAAGAAACAGCCUUUCAGCGGCCUCAGUUAAUGAGAUUGAAAGUGAAGGAUCUGCGUCAGUAUCUGAUUCUCAGAAACAUACCAACAGAUACGUGCAGGGAGAAAGAAGACUUGGUGGAUCUGGUGCUCUGCCACCACGGAUUAGGUUCAGGGGCAGACAUGGACGCUAGCAGCUUGCAUUCGUCACGGUCACAGACUUCAGGGUUUUUCACUCAUCCAUUUUCUAUGUCUGUAUCGGUGUCAUCUCAAGGAGACCUUGCGAGCAGGAGGGGAAGCACAGGGAGCGGAACAGCUUUACGGGGACAAACGGAAACAUCCUCUAUAAAUAACGAAGAAGAUGAAAGUGCAGAAGAGCAGACCCCUGGAUUGUCCAGAAAGCGAGUGAGGGCAUCAUUGUCUGAUAUUUCAAGCCUGGAAGACAUUGAAGGGUUGAGCGUUCGGCAGCUGAAGGAAAUACUCGCCUGUAAUUUUGUCAACUACUCAGGCUGCUGUGAAAAAUGGGAACUUGUGGAAAAAGUGAGCAGGCUGUACAGAGAGAACGAGGAAAACCACAAGACACAGGGUGAGAAGAUGCAGCUGAACGACAACGAUGACAACCUGUGUCGCAUCUGCAUGGACGCCAUCAUUGACUGCGUCCUGCUGGAGUGCGGCCACAUGGUCACCUGCACCAAGUGCGGCAAGCGGAUGAGCGAGUGCCCCAUCUGCCGCCAGUAUGUGGUGCGGGCUGUGCACGUCUUCAAGUCUUAAACAGCAAUCAGAGCUGCCUUUUAUCACUGCCCUUCUGGGAUCCUGGGGGCAGGAGUGAUGAAAAAGGGGCCGGUGUCAGCUUUUUAGUUCCCAGUAAACAGCAUUUGGAACAGCAGGAUCUAGACGUUCAUGGAACAUUUCUCUACAGCACAGUGAAUCGCAGGGGUGGGCAGCACAAGGUGACAUCUGUGUGUGCAGUGACAGUACUGCCUGACUUACAACCCCUCAAACUGUUUUCAGCAGUUCUUGCUCUCUUCUGAAGAACAUCACCUCAUGGUCCCACGGUCAGUGCUCAGACACUGCUGCGCCACCACAUCAGCAUCUUACCUUGUCUAGUGCAUUAGAAGCAGCAACUAUAGCAGUUGACUAUUCAGCUCUUGCCUAACUCUAGAAUGUAACUGCGCCGACACUGUCCCUGUGCCGGUGUUAACAGCAUAAACCAGGACUGCAGGGAGCACUGCCGUUAACUGGACCUGCACAGAGCCCUUAAGCAAUCAUCUGUGUUAUGCUGAUUGCUUCAUCCCCAAUGGCUGUCCUUGUACAGGGACUGUCUUGGCCAUUCUGCGUGACCACACAGAACUCUGCUACAGUGCAGGGCUGUGCUGUCCAAAUACCAAUUAGUAACUGAGUGUUUUUUAGGUUAGGAUUAAAGUAUUUUUUUAAACAGGGGUACAGUAACCAUACUGAGUGUGGUCCUUAAACCACUCAUGCCUAUUGUAACUCUUAAUCUUACACGAUUGUAUGCCAUGUGCCGACAACCUGAUGUUACUGUGAAUACAAAUCAGGGUCAGAAACUACUUGCUGCUAACAUGUGGAAUGUACAUAUAGCAUUGCUAACCUUAACUCGGAAGGGGACCUUGGUAUUUCUCUGAAACCUCCUCUUCGCAGACCCCCCCCCAGGCUGAGUCACUAUUAAUCACACUUCCUAGUGGCUGCAAGCUGACCUGUGGUGCUGUCAGUCCUUGGCCUUGUCUCUUAACUAGGCUUUGUGCCAGCAUCAGGGUUAAGGGUCCUCUUGGAGCAAGAAUUUGCAGUUCUAGUAGGACAUCUGUGACAGAUGACUCAGUGAAAAUGGGGGCAAGAACAGCCCUUGUGUUAGGGGCAGUUGCCUGAGGCUGUUUGCUUGUUUCCUGGAGGUGAGGAAGGAUCUAGUUGGUCCUGGAUGGUUUAUCCUUUCUGCAGGGUUCAACAAUGAAGCUAGUUUCUCCUUUUUGUUUGCCACAUGCUAGAGAAGUAACAGAGCCAGGGCCCUGUUUUGCCUCAGCUGUGGUACCUCUUUCUUCUAUUGUACUAUCGGACCUGCUUUUAUCCUUUAUGUGGAAAAGUGAGCUGUCUUGAAAAAGAGAAAGUAGCUGCUCCUCAAGGUAAAACAUGCAGCUUAGAAACACUGCGUGUUAUUUUUCAGAAGGGAGCAAACCUGUUCUGGCUUUAUUUUUCAGAACUAACUUCUUAAUGGUACUUAAAUCCUGGAGCCUCUGUGUUACUACCACGCUGAUCAUUAGCCACACAAGAUUAAUAAAGAUUGAUGAUGGGCUCUGUCAGCCUCUGUCUCUUUCCUUAACCAGCAGUG